Molecule: messenger RNA, 1899 nt
Organism: Ectocarpus siliculosus
Lineage: Eukaryota; Phaeophyceae; Ectocarpales; Ectocarpaceae
Source: the annotation of a GenBank genome assembly
UCCCCUGCCGAGCACUAACUCCUCUCUGCACGAGCCGCACAGACCGAAGCACACCGCAGAGAGUCAAGAUGGGACGCGGUGCCGGAAAAGGUGGGAGGGACGCUACGCCAUGGAUGGCGGGAGACAAGCAGCGGUUACAGGGCUUCAGCAGCAGCCCCGACCGGCCUGUAUCCUUCUCCCUCGAGGAGGUGCAAAAGCACAGGACCCCCUCGGACGCGUGGAUGAUCUACAGGAACAAGGUGUACGACGUCAGCGGGUGGCACGAGCACCCGGGAGGGAAUGUUAUCUUCACGCACGCCGGGGACGACUUCACGGACAUCUUCGCCGCCUUCCACCCUCCGACGGCCUACGCCGUGCUGGAGCCCUUCUACAUCGGGGACCUCGAUGAGAAGAGCGCCGUGGCCAAGCCGGCCGCCCAGCGAGCGUUCGAGCGAUCGUACCGGGAGCUCAGGAGCAAGCUCCUCACGAUGGGCAUGUACAACUCGGACCCGUGGUACUACGUGAUGGUGUGCUCGCGUCAGAUGGCGUUGUGGGCGGCGUCGGUGGCGUGCGUGGUGUGGUCGGACCGGUGGGACGUCAACAUGCUGGGUGCCUGCCUCAUGGCGGUGUUCUGGCAGCAGUGCGGCUGGCUGGCGCACGACUUCCUCCACCACCAGGUGUUCAAGAACCGCGCGUACGGCGACCUGGCGGGAGUUUUCUGGGGUAACCUGAUGCAGGGCUUCAGCGUAGGGUGGUGGAAGAACAAACACAACACGCACCACGCCGUGCCUAACCUGCACGAAUCGAGCGCGGACGCCCACGAUGGCGACCCUGACAUGGACACGAUGCCCGUGCUGGCGUGGUCGAUCAAGAUGGCCGAGGCGGCUAAGGACACAACGGUCUCCCGGUUCCUCAUUGGGCACCAGGCGUUCCUGUACUUCCCGAUCCUUCUGAUCGCUCGCGUUAGCUGGGUGAUGCAGUCGUUCUUGUUUGUGUUCAACGGCCUUCCCGGCGCGAACCUGUGGACGACCAAGGGCGCCGACACCUUCGUACCCAAGUCUCUCGCCAACAAGCUAGAGAGCCCCGCCCUGAUCGGGCACCUCGUGUGGAUGUCUUACCUCGCGUUCAACCUGGGGUUCGUGAAGUCGCUGGCGUUUUUCGCCGUGGCCCAGUGCGGCUGCGGCCUCUUCCUCGCGCUCGUGUUCGGCCUCGGGCACAACGGCAUGGCCACGUACGACGCUGACGCACGACCGGACUUCUGGAAGCUUCAGGUGACCACAACGCGCAACGUGACGAGCACGCCGUUCGUGGAUUGGUUCUGCGGUGGUCUCCAGUACCAGGUGGACCACCACCUGUUCCCACAGAUCCCGCGGCACAACCUCCGCAAGGUGCACACCCUGGUAGAAUCGUUCUGCAAGCAGCACGACGUGCACUACCACGAAGCGAGUAUGUGGGAAGGAACGAAGGAGGUUCUUUCGCAUCUGUCCGACGUGUCGGCAGAGUUCAUCGCGGAAUUCCCCGCGAUGUAGAUACCGCCUCUUUCUCUCUCUCGAUCUCGGGGAAGCACAGCAGCAGCAGCAGCAGCAGCAGCAGCAGCAGCAGCGUUGUUUUUGGUUUUUGCGAUGUGAUGGUGGUAUGCGGAGCACAACAGAACGUUCCCCCUCCGCUUCUGUCGAAAGUCCUGAUGGCGAUAUCUAUACCUACAUCGCAGUUCAAGGUCAUUUACAUUGAUGCAUUCGCUCUUUUUUUACGCCAUCAAGGAAGAAGGAACUCACUGUUUGUGUGGGUGAGGGCUCAUGUUACAUAGCACCUGUUGUGGGGGGAGAAGUGAGCGUCGGCGUUAGGCCGGGUAGUGGAAGGUCGUAGUCUUGCGAGCCAAGUGGCGGCCGAUGUUGUGUGUUCCUCUGUAUGUGGACCUUG